This is a messenger RNA of Spodoptera littoralis (African cotton leafworm), 1785 nucleotides long. Lineage: Eukaryota; Metazoa; Arthropoda; Insecta; Lepidoptera; Noctuidae. The record is from the annotation of a GenBank genome assembly.
AUGACAGACAUUUCAAAAACUUUAGAUACUGCGCUGGCCUCGGAUUCUUUUUGGGAAUCAAUUAACAUUUUAUUAUCAAAACCUCAUGUAAUUAAUAGGAGGUUAUGGGGCAGCAAAAUAUGGUUCAAAAAUCCUUGUAAACCUAAAAGUACUCCAUUUAUCAUGCCAGCAAUUUUACAUCAACUAAAUGGUCUUGUUACUACUGACAAUGUUGAACAAUAUAAAAUUCAAAUACUCAAUGAACUGAAUGUUGAAAAUGUAUUGAGUAAUACCACUGAUGAUGAAGUUCAAGUUGAAGUACUUCUAAUGGAAUUGCUUCCUAAAAAUUAUUCUGAUAAACAAGCAUACCAAGUUGGCUGCUUAUGGAAGGAUAAACCUUCAAUAACUUUCUAUGAUGUUACACCUUCCAACCAGGAACAAAAGUUAUGCCCAGAUUUUUCAUACACUAUACACCUAAAUAACAGCCACAUUCUACUUACAGCUAAAACGGAUGAAAAUUCCAAGUCGUUUAAAUGGCUUAGCAAUACUUUGCUUCCUCAGCUUAUCAAAUGGGGAACCGAGUCAAAAAGCCACAGCACCAAGACUAACAUGUGCAAUGAAUCCUUAUCACUGGUGUCCCAAACUAAAUAUUAUGAGAAGUAUAACGAUUUGAAGGUGAAAUAUGGUAAAGAAAUGGUUAAGAUUUGGCCAGAAUGUACAGAUGCUUCAAAGUUUGUAUAUGAAGAUGUUGCAAUAGCAGCUUACCUUUUACUGCUCUGGGAGAGAGAUGAACCUAACAAAAGCAUAUCAUUUGUAGACUUAGGAUGUGGGAACGGGUUAUUGGUAUACAUACUCACCCAAGAAGGUCAUACUGGUAUAGGCAUAGAUGUCCGAAAAAGAAAUAUUUGGGAUAUGUAUCCUCCUGGAGUUGUAUUACAGGAAAAAACUAUUACACCUACAGAUACAUCAUUAUUUCCUGACAUAGACUGGAUUAUUGGAAACCACUCUGAUGAGCUUACACCAUGGAUACCAGUUAUAGCAGCUAGGAGUUCAUAUAAAUGCAAUUUUUUUCUACUUCCAUGUUGUGCAUACAAUUUUGAUGGAAGCAAAUAUCAGCGCAAAAAUUCAUAUAAAAGUCAAUACAAUGAUUAUUUAGACUACAUAAGACAGUUAUGUGUUACAUGUGGCUUUAAUAUAGACACCGAUAGACUAAAGAUUCCUAGUACUAAAAGAAUAUGUUUUGUUAGUAAUAAUAGGAUAUAUCUAGAAGAAGAACAUACACAGUACAGCAAUACAAUAGAUGAUUUAAUAAAUAAGGAUUCUACGAAUACAUUACAAAAUAUAGAAAAAGAAUUUAAAGCCCGAGAACCAGUGGAGAGAGUAAAGAAUUGUACACAAAUAGACAAGUCUAUUGUAAAUUCCAUAGUUGACUGUAUAAGUAAAUACCUGCUCGAGGGUUGCUUAGAGUCAGAAACCACCUGGUCGAAAGGAAAGACUGCAGAAUUUAGUGAAUUGAUACAUCUUAUACCUAAAGAACAGCUAAGUAUAUUGAAAUCUGAAUGUGGAGGUAUACAAACACUACUUAAGAAUAACCAUAAUAUAUUUGAAGUGCAAUCUGGUAGGGUUGGGUUAAGAUAUCCAAAAACUAUAAACGAAGUUAACCUUGGUACCAGAAAAAGAAAAUUUAAUAAACAAACAACUAUAAAAGUGCAGCAGAAACCAUGCUGGUUUUAUAAUAAUCAUCCACAAGGUUGCCCAUUAAGUGAUUCAACUUGUAGUUUUCUGCAUGUAAAAAAGAAUAAAUAA